AUGGUCCAUAUCAGAACCAACAAUUCGAUGGAUAAUUAUGAAAACGUUGUCGUCCCAAACAUCAUGAACCUCUUUAUGGAACUCUAUGCGUCAGAAGAGGGGUUGUCGAUAAAUUUCUGCCAUCGAUGCAAAUGGUUGAGCACCCGAUUUCUUCAUAUGUUCAAGAAGACUUUGAGUCCGGAGUUUUCAAUCCGUAACUGGACGUAUCGUAAUGCAACAUUCAAACCAGUCCCUCUGAAAGCUGGCUGUUUCGAUGAUGUUAUUGGAUUCGCCUGCUCUGAGUUGUGUCACUGCAAAGGCCACUGCACCAACAAGUUGAAGAGGACUUCUUUUGAAAUUGAGAGAAAGAACAAGAUGCUUGGAUUUCAAAUAAAAACUCAAAAUUACAUACCAGCAGGAACAGUCAUUGCAGAGCUUACCGGCGAAUCAGUGAAAUACCAUGAUCUCCUACCAGGUGAAAUUUUCAUGGAAUGUACAGAUCAAGAGUUGAACUUCAUUUUCGUAGUUGACAAUUUCCUACUCCCUAGCAAUCUAUGUAUCAACAAAGACAUCCAACAAAAGAUGCAGAGUAUAUGGAAAACAUCAUUGGAGGAAGUGAUUCCAGUUGACUGUGACAUCUCAAGAAAUGUCAACGAUGCCGAUAUCCCAACUUCAUUGACUUAUAAAUACUCUGACACAAAUGUCACCAGAAGAGCACAAAUGGAAAAAAACAGUUGGAUGUGA
Messenger RNA from Caenorhabditis remanei, 723 nucleotides. RefSeq lists its product as uncharacterized. NCBI's taxonomy places the organism in Eukaryota, Metazoa, Nematoda, Chromadorea, Rhabditida, Rhabditidae. The coding region runs from base 1 to 723 and encodes 240 amino acids. The record is from RefSeq and is a predicted model, not a curated record. The transcript has 5 exons.